AUGGCCACAGGAGUUGCCUAUGUUCUCCCUGUCCUUCUUUUUGCUGCACUGGCUGUUGGAGUGUUGUCGGAUCCAAUUUUCGAUGUUACAGACUAUGGAGCCAUAGGAGAUGGCACAACGAAUGACACUGAGGGAUCUGUGUGUGUUUUUGCCUUUCUGCUUUUUGCUUCACUUGCUGUUGGGGUUUUAUCGGGUCCGGUCUAUAAUGUUAUAACCAACGGAGCCAAAGGAGAUGGCAAAACAGACGACGCCCAAGCAUUCAUGGACACAUGGAAUGAAGCAUGCGCAGAUUCUAAAGCUCCAACCUUCCUCGUACCUUCAGGGUAUACAUUCUUGGUGGACCAACUCUACUUCCAGGGGCCUUGCCGGUCUUUCAUCAAUGCACAGGUUGAUGGAACUAUUUUGUCACCCUUCAAAAUUCGGGUGAUUAGGGACAACCAUUGGAUUAAAUUUAUAGACAUCAAUGGGAUAAGUAUUAAGGGAAAAGGCUACAUUGAUGGUCAAGGCGCUAUUUGGUAUGCUUGUAGAGCUCAGCAGAAAUGCAAGAAUGGACCCACUGCAUUUGUAGUCAGAAACUGCACAAAUGUCAGCUUGAAUGGCUUAGACUUCAAAAACAGCCCUAUGAUGCACCUCACCAUACAACAAUCUUCAGUGGUUAGUGUGAGGGGGAUCACCAUUACAGCUCCUGAAGAUAGUCCUAACACAGAUGGUAUACACAUUGGAAGAAGCAAGCACGUGCAAAUCAUGAAUUCUAACAUUGGUACAGGCGAUGAUUGCAUAUCUAUUGAGACCUCCACAGUGGAUGUUAAUAUCAGUCAUGUAACAUGUGGUCCAGGCCAUGGCAUAAGCAUUGGAAGCUUGGGUGAAGAUGACUCAGAAGCACGAGUGGAGGGUAUCCGUGUUUCCUAUUGCCAAUUCAAUGGGACUUCAAAUGGAGUAAGAAUAAAGACAUGUCAGACUUUGGCUGUACAAGUGAGCAAUGUGCAAUAUGUUGAUUUAGUAGGAUCAUCAGCUACCGAUGAAGCCAUCGUCCUCAAGUGUAGCCAAAGCAAGGCUUGCACAAACCUUGCCAUGAACAAUGUCAAACUCCAAUCUGCAGAUCCAGGGAAGAACAUCACAACCACCUGCUUCAAUGCGUAUGUAACAAAGACAGGUCCGGUCUUGCCGACACUCUCCUGUUCGAUGCAAGACUGA
Molecule: messenger RNA, 1194 nt
Organism: Elaeis guineensis (African oil palm)
Lineage: Eukaryota; Viridiplantae; Streptophyta; Magnoliopsida; Arecales; Arecaceae
Source: RefSeq, a predicted model, not a curated record